This is a messenger RNA of Porites lobata, 12550 nucleotides long. The record is from the annotation of a GenBank genome assembly. NCBI's taxonomy places the organism in Eukaryota, Metazoa, Cnidaria, Anthozoa, Scleractinia, Poritidae.
AUGAACGCCGUGUCCAGACAUGCCGCGGAAGGCGCUUUCACUGAUCUUGAAUUCAAUAGCUACUGGCAGCAGAUCCGUGACAUACUAAUGAGAUUGGGUGGAGCUGAUUAUGGAGUUGUCAUUGAUGAAAUGAAAGACCAGGACAUUGAAUUCCUUGAUGGGGAACAUUUCAGAGAACUUCUCAAGCAGUGGAAGAAGGUAGAAGAUGACAUCAAAGAGAAGCUGAAUGAAAUGGAAACUGAAGAAGCUUCUAAGGAGGAAGGUAUGAUUUACAGUAGACCUUUUGGAGCUCAGGGGUCUUUUCGGGAUGCCAUCCUUAACUACCAGAGAUUGAAAAAAACCGUGGUGGAUCUGCCAAUUUUUUGGUCAUAAACGGGGAAAGACUAUGUAUCAAUGGGAAAAGGCGCUGGAUCCAGGAAUUUUUCCAUACUAUAAAAACCCUUUUAAUUUUGCAGACAUUCCAGCACCCAUAAAGUCUUAGUUUUAUGGUCAAUGGUAUAAUCGUAACAACAAUGUCCUUUUUUACCCUCGCCAGUAUUUAUGGCACUGAUGCUGGUGGGGCUCAGCAAAUACCUAUCACAAAUAAUUCAUUACGUUGCAUCCCAUAAUUAAGUAGGCCAUGGUGACGGACAAGCAGGACAAAACAGUGGAAGAUCAGUUGAUUCUGAAAAAUUUGUAAUUAUAACGUGAAAGGUCUUGCGGCUUGUUUAAAAGUUAUUUCCUUUGAGGUUUCUAUUAAAGUAUUAAAGAAAAACUUGUGGUAAUGAAGCCGCUAAGUGAAUUUAAGUGUUUCAAGUUAAUAAACGUCGUGUAAUGUUUUGUGGACUCUCCGUUGUAACAUGCGGUAUUUGAAGGUCUCCUGUUUUAAUUCUUGACAUGUCCAUGCAGAUCCCGGAGCGGCAAGUAGUGAAAGUAUUACCAUUGGAUCUGGUGUUGCUGGUCCUUCGGGUUUAACCAAGCGGACUGAUCAUGACCAAGGUAUGCAACUACUAACCCUAUUAAUGUGGCGACUACCCAACCGUGUUAACAAGGUGAUAGCUUCUAAUCGAAAAACAUAACUUCAAGCCCCAUUUACACGGCAGAAAAUUUUUGGCGCGGCUUGGAUGAAAGUGGUACGCGUACCAAAAAAAUAGUACUAAUUACUCAUUUACACGUUCUUUUUUCUACCGUGCUAAACGAUGUGGAAUUAUGAUUUGGCACGGGUAAAAGGCUCAACAUCUCGGCCAGCGUACUCGAUUCUUGCCUAGUGCGCAUGCUGCUUCCUCUGUAAAAAUGUGGCGGACGAAAAGUUCAUUAGAAUUCCCACAGCCGCAUGUAGUCUACGCACAAGGAACAAAUGGGUGGUCAUUGAAUACUGGUGUGGUUAUUGAAUUAUUGUGCGGUUAUUGAACACACUGAACUAACGAAAAAGUCUUUACCACUUAGUUAAUGCUACACAUUUAUAUUAAAAAAUUCUAACGUAUUUGUGGCUAUUUCCCCCGCAGCUGCCACGUUGUCCACGCUCAUCAAUGAACUAACGUGUGAUCAUUGAACUACUGUCGCGUUUAUUGAACUUUUGGUUUAUAUUGAAGUAACGAUAAAGCUCAUCUGUACAUGCUCUCCCACAUUGGUGCUGACCAAAGGCACGAAGGCUCAUCAGAGAAAAGUUAGCUCGGCACGGCUAAUCGUUUACACUGCACACUUUAUCCGAGCUGGGCUAGAUUUUCAGGAUCGCGUACCAGUUUUAUCCGUGCUCGGACUACCUCUCAACAUGGUCCGAGCACGGGUGAAAUUUUGGUCCGGCACGGAUGCGCCAAAGUCGUUUACACGAUUAAAUCUAUCCGUGCCGAACCAAUUUUUUUGGUACGCGUACUUUUUUCAUCCGAGCCGUGCCAAAAAUUUUCGGCCGUGUAAAUGGGGCUUCAGUUAACUCUCUCUUAAACAGACAGUUUUUGGACCAGCACUAUGUGUCCGCCCUAGGGAGAUGCCCUUCUUACACUUUAACUAAAAGAAGUAAAAAAAUGUAGGGAUCAACUCUAUAGGUGUCUGUUUUAGCAAGGUGUCCAUAUUAAAAGAGAGAAUUGACUGUACUUAGCGUAAUUAUUAUUAUUAUUAUUUUCAUUUUAUUGGAAAGAAUUUGGUUAUAAAGUGUGGUCGUGCUUUGUAUGGUUGUAAGGCGGGAUUCCACUCGGUGCAAGCUGAGGUACACCUUUACCGAACAUGGGAAAAUGUGAUUGUAAGUACGCGUUUUUGCUCCUUUUUUUCCAGCUUGGAAUGUUUUCCCGUCUUUACAAAAUUUACGAAAUGAUGCAGACCAGGGUAGCAACAAAACCAACCGUCCAUCUGAUCUGAGAACGAUGGCUGCCAGCAAAGGAUUUGCAGUUAUAGACAACCAAGCAAAUGGGAACUGUUUGUUCUAUGCAUUGUCAGAGCAACUGAGAAGUCUUAAAGGAAUUCAAAUCUCACACAAAGAGCUAAGAAAAACCUUGGUUCAGUUCCUCGUGGAGAACCCUAAUCUGGUAGGUUGAUGACUAGCCCAACUAAGGCAAAAAUUAUCGGCACGGGCCUUAAGUGCCUGCUUGGCGUAUUCCUCCGUUAAGGAAGUGAGCGUACAUUUAUGACUGUCCGAUAAGUAGUGCGUCAGCCCCAGCUUUAUCUUUCGUUUAUACACUUUUAGUAAAAUCUAACUAGUGGUCUAUUAUCAAUGCUGCGUUCUGAUUGGUUGAGCUACUACUAGGCUAUAUGUUAUAACCCACCAGUAGCGAAAAGCGCGGGCUUUUUGGUGGCAAAAAGGAUUAAAGUCUAGCUUUAACCAGCUUAAGUUGUUUUGCCUCGAUAUUUUUGACCAACUAAUUGGAUUUUACUAAAACAAUUAUUCCUCUCGCCCUCAUGGCCUCUGAGUAAAUAGCCCAUAAAUAGAAUAAAUAGCCCUCAUGGACUAUUGAAUGAGAGUCCAUUUGGGCUUGAGGAAUAAUUGUUAAAUAUCACCCAACUUUGUAUCGCGCCAAUUUUAAUCAUUUCCCUUAACUCAUUUCGACGUUUCUUUGCUCAACUAAAUUGGAUAAAAGGAUUGAACUGAAGUAAGAACUGAAGUAUUAUGGGAUCAAUUCAAUUAAGACUAGGCUCUCUCGAUCUUUUUUUUUAAUCACCCAUGUCUUCGUGUUCGUCUGGAAUACUUAUGCUUUGGCAGUGAAAGUUGGCGUUUGAUAGUAAACCAAAAGCAACCUGUCUUGGUGACGUCACACUAAUGCGUCAUGACUUGAAAUAGUUGCCUUCUGUUGCUAUCUAAAAUUCCAGGGGAUCCAAGUGAAUUUUUUAAUCGCCCUCGGCCCUUACAGUAUCAUUUCUCUCCGAAAACUGCUUUCAGAAUUUGCAGAGAAGUAAAAAUUCAUUACAUUUCAAAUUCGCGUUCCUGCGGAUCCUUGUGCCUCCCAUUGAGGGAUUGGUAUUAAAGGCUACCCCCGGCAAACCAAGAACUUUUGAAUAAACUUUCUUAAUUAAUAAAGAAACUUUCAAGGAAAUUAAAAUCACUCCAUGUGUGUGCCGCUUAGUCAGAUAAAAGUAAAAUUUAGGAGUUUAAUUGCGUUUGUUGUUGUUUUAGCACGAUGGAACACCCCUGCUUAACUUUGUUUCUGAAUACUCAUCAUGGCUUGAAUACUUACAAAGUAUGGCGAAAGACGGUACCUGGGGUGAUCAUUUGGUUCUAUUUGCUGCAGCAAAUUACUUCCAAACUCCCAUCCGUAUUAUCAGCAGCCUUAACCGUGAAAUAGGUGUCCAGCCAGAUCAUGCUGUUUGUGACACCAACCCCCUAGUCCUGGGACACAUUCACGAUUUACACUACGUUAGCCUUCAGCCCAGACGAGGUAAGACAUUUUUUCCAAUCACAAGCAUGUUGGUAUAUUUGACUUGUGGGGAAUGUGGUUUUGGAAUUGUUAUACACAUCAUCAGUAUAGGUAUGAUCAUGAUGAUGAUGUUGAUACCGUGAAUGUCUCUCUGACAAUGAAGUUAAUUUUUUUUCUAAACAAUAAGUUGUUCCUGCUUAAUCUGAAUAUACUAGUUGUGUAAGAUGCCCUUUCAUCGGAUAUUGUAACCUUGUAAAAGUUAGUAAGCGGAAAACAACUGUUUGUUUUAUGUGCAAGUCGUACUGAGUUAAAAAACGGACAAGGUUUGGCUAUAAGUUUCUCAGAGCAUAACAUUUUAUAUUUCAGCGAAUUAAUGUAACGCUUGAGAGGUUAACUCUCUAACUGAAUUCGCAUUAAAAUUUGGAAUUAUGCCAUUCCUACCUCCAUACAUUGCACUUAGGUUUAGUAAACAUUACAAUUAUGCUAGUGCUUUAAUUUCAUAAAAAUUGGUUGAAGCGUUAACUCUUAUGAUGCAAAAAAGUACCCUGAUUCAGUUGAACUUUGGGGUGUAAGCGAACACUGUACGUAGAGUCUGUCAAAGGGCAAUAGUGAUUUUUUUUUCAAUCUGUACAUCUGCAUGUCAAUGAUGUUAACUUUUUGACUUGCAUUCUUUGCAUUUUCUUUCCUGAACUUCAAUCAAUUAACAUUUUGGGGAGUUUUAGAAUUUUCUGUUCUUUUGCUCUGUCUUUUAGUUUUAAACUCAGUACAAAGUUUACAAGUGUUUAUUGACAUGCAUUUUUUACUAUUCUGUAUCAAUAUGAAUUUUAAUUAUUAAAUGAACAUAAUUUUGUUUUGAAUAUUAAUUAAUAAUAAAAACAUUAAUAAAACAUUGUCAUCAAUAUGAAUAGGAAGCCAGUUCAAAGCUAUUCAAAAUGAUGUCCGCGCGUACUCUGUACUAUUGUAUGUCACUUUUAUUGGGCUGCCUACUGUAUUUUCUAUGGCAUGGUAUUACAUGUAAAUGAUGUAAUGCUUUCUCGUGGUAUACAUGUACUAUGAAAUAUCCCAUGUGUUACUUGUAUUUUCUAUAUACACUCGCUUAAAGGCUUGCGAGUACAGUAUAUUAAGAAAAUACAAACUUGGAUAAUUCCGUGGUAUACUGUACAUGUACCAUGAGAAAGCGUUGCAUAACUAGUAUAAAGCUAAUUGAGCUUGUACUUUAUAAAGCACCCAGUAUUUUGAUUUUUUUAUAAAUAUGUCCAAAUUUUAAUUGAAUCAAUUUAAUCUCAGCUUUAGGUUUUUUGUAGUGCCAUGGAGAAUUAUAAUGUUCAUGGAAAUGUUCAUGUAUGUCUUAAUUCUUAUUGGCUAAUGAGAUUAAGUACCAAAACAAAUCAUUUGGAUGUAUAUAGCAGGGUAUGUCCCCCAACAACUGUUUGCAUUUUUAAGCCAGUCUCAAUUUCAAUCAAUCUUUGAAUUAUAAUUAUCAUUAGCAUUUUUGCUGCAUCUUUUUUUUUCAUUUUUGAAUUAUACAGUUCAUGUAGAGACUAGUACUGCAGGAGCAGCUAUCACCACGAGACCUGGUGCUGCUGGGCCUUCAGGUUUAAUCAGCCAGACCCAUCAUGACCAAGGUACUACGCUGCAUAGCCAGCAGUAAAAUGAACACUGUUAAAUGUGUUCAUCUGCUUGAGGGAAUCUGUUCUUAUGAGGAGUCUCAAACAACGGUUUUCAUGGACUACUAUAUACAUGUAUAACCACAGAUUAGUUUGAUUGUGAGCUCUUGUCACUGUUUUCAUGUGUUUUAAUUGCGUUAACAUUUUCCCCCCUUACUGUAAGUUCCUGUAGGAUGGACCUAUUUUUCAGGAAUAGAGACCCUGGCCAUGGGGCUUUCAUUUAUUAGUUUCUGUUCUUGGUCAUUUGUAUAUUCAUGACGGUAAGAUCAUGGAAUACAACCCUGGUCAUUGUUAGACCACUGUGGUACUCACAAGAGUCAACAGAUGCAAGAUUACUGGUGGUACUAUACUUCCUGUAGUAUAUCUAUAAAAUGGUUGGUCAAGUUGCUUGCACUUCAUUGGGGUUAUUUUCAGAUUUCUAGUAUUAAUUUGAAUCAUACAGGUUGAAUUAAACCAAAAAAUUGUUAUGGUUAUUUUUUUUAUGAACUUGUCCAAAUUAAAUUAGAGUUAGUUUUUCGUUAAUGCCAUUUAAGCUGUUUUAUUAUUAUUAUUAUUAUUAUUAUUAUUAUUAUUGUUUAUUAUUUUGGCUGGCUCAAGGCUUGUAUUCCUUCAGGUCCUGAGCAGGGAGAGGUGAGAGGUGCAAGUGGUCUUUCAUCUGUGGUCUCCCCAGAUUCUUGUACAAGUGAGCAAGCUCAUCAUGACCAAGCUGGUAAGAUGCAUGUUGUUUGAAGUGAUGAAUAAACAUGUAUUUAAACAUGUAUUUUAGAGAAAUGGUAGGAAAUAAUAUAGAGGCUGAAUACUUGCAGUUUCUGUAGAUAAGCCUUGACGAGGCCAUCGUGGAAAUGACUUGUGGAAGACUGGGACUGGACACCAGCAUUUUAGGGCAAAUUAAAAAAUAAACAAUUAGCUUAGUUGAUCAGUUAAUGAAGUACUUAUGGAAAGGAUUGAUAGAUAAUCGGCUGAAAUUAUCAGAUAAUAACAUGAGAACGGCAUUCUGGGGGAAUUAAAGGGGCCAUGUCAUGAAAUUAUCAAAAUUCUAACUGUCGGACCAGGCACCAAAUUAAGUGAAAGAUAGAAAUAACCAAUCAAACCGUUAAAAUAAAGUUUAAAAACACAUCAAAUACAAAGAAGGCAGGGAAGGACAUACUCGAAGAAUAUUGAAACGAAUGACAUGUGGUUUUUGAAACGUUUGAUAUAAUGCUUGGGAGGUAUUUGUUGCACAAGAAUAUAACGUAUUCUACAGACUACUAUCAACGUCUUACUUUAGAAAGCUGGUUUACUAACUUAGAACAAACGCCACUGAAUCGGAGCCAACAGUUACCAGCGCCGUACAAACGACAUGUUGACGAGAUGAAGCAAAACUAACUACGAGAGAACGACUGGAGAACUGACAAUUUGACUUACAAUAGACGACUGAUUAACUGUGACAAUAGACUGAUCGAAACGCACCAAUUACUGAUUACGAGUCUUCAUAGCCAAUAACAUCACGGCUUAACUGACAGACGACCAAUAACAUCACGACGUAAUUGACCAAUCAGAUCAAAGACAAGAGUAUAAUACCAUCAACUGACGUGAUACAGCUCACUUUGACUCUGAAGAUGACUACCGCACAGGUUGUGGAAACGUCAGUCACUGUCAACAACAACAGUCCUAUUCAGGACUACGUUCACCUGGACGAUCAAACUCAACCUACUCUUGAAGAAUCUGUACGUUUGUCAUUUGCAAGAAAUGUCUUCGCCUCGCUAACAUCAACUGAGUUCCAUAUCGCGUAAGGGUUCGUAACUGGCAUUAUGAAAAAAAAAAAAAAGAAAAAGGAAACAAAGGAGGCAAAAACGGCCGGUGACACAGCCCCGGACGGCUACAGCGGUGAAAGUGUCACUCUUUAACAAAAAGUAAAUUCCCGUUCUUUCACAUUUCAGUCUUUUCCGACUCCCCCUCUUUGAGUUCCCAAGAACCAUAUCCAAAGAAAAAAGGGAAAAAUCGUCGUCGCUUGUUUACGUCCUCCAUAAAACGUAAAGUUGAGUAUUUAGUUUCACGUCGUAGUCGUGCAAUAACGACAAAGAAACGUGAAAAAAAUGUGAUGCACGUGCAAAUGAAAGUUGUUGUUUUGCUUAUUUAACCUAAUAGCCCACGUUCGAUUUAUUAAAAUUCCAACAUGACUCCGAGGCUUUAGGGACAAAAUUGCAAAUCUUUCACGACUUCAUUGUUUCGCAAUUCCCAGAAGAGACUUGAGCAAAAAGAAAAACAAGCCAAAUGUAGAAAAAUGAUCAGAAAGCCUCGGAGUCAUGUUAGAAUUUUGAUAUAUCGAACGUGGGCUAUUUCUAGCCGCACUACGCUUCCCGACUACGUAAAGGGUAAUGGCGGAUUGUAGUGUGAAGUACGUAAGUAGCCUUUUCACAGACCCUCUAUUUUCUCACGCGUGUCUCUCUCGCGCGCCCCGUUCUUUCUUGCGCCCACUACUUUCAAGCACAUACUACGCGGGCUAGCUAAAAGUUAUGUUUUUAACUAUUGUACAGUGACUUAGAAUAGUGGUGAUUUAUUUUUGAGUACUGUCUAUAUUAACUAAUUGUGCCGAAUUUUCUUGUUCAUUGUAGGCUCAUCUUCAGUUUUAAAGUCCACUCAAGAGGAACUCAAUUAUUCUCGUUUAUGUCGCCUGCUGAUCAGCAUAGGCUCGCGAGUGCUAAGAGAUACAUUCGAUAGCAUCAUUCCACCGGAGAAUCUUCGAGAAUUGUUGAAACGUGACCCGGUGCACUCCAGACUACAGUUACUGCGAAAGGAAGGAGUCCUAACUUCAGUACAUUGGAAUAGGUUAUACCCUGCCACACCCACUGAAGUGUCAUCUGCAAGCUUUGAUAUCCCCCUCCUGAUAGUGCUUCUAAGAACAAUCUGUAAUCUAAGUCCUCCACCCGCUGGCUGGGACACACCUCCUCUUACAGCAGACACGAGUAGUGAAUCGGACAUUGCGCGCAUUAAGUACUUCGUGCACGUCGUGUCCACACAUGCCGCGGAAGGCUCUGUGAGUGAUGCUGUAUUCAGUAGCUACUGGCGGCAUAUCCGUGACACACUGGUACGAUUGGGAGCAGCUGGUUAUGAAGAUGUCAUUGAUGAAAUGAAAGACCAGGACAUUGAAUUCCUCGAUGAGGAACAUUUCAGAGAACUUCUCAAGCAGUGGAAGAAGGUGGAAGACGACAUCAAAGAGAAGCUGAAUGAACUGGAAACAGUAGAAGCUUCUAAGGAGAAAGGUAUUUACAGUAGAUCUUUUGCAGCUUUGGGUCGUUAUGGGAUACAACCCUGCCAAUUUGUAGGUUUUAAACACUUUUAAUCAAACUACCAUAAGUUCGCAGUAUUUGAUUAACAGGGACUUGAUGUUAUGGAAAUAUCGCCGGAUGCAACAAUUGUUUCCAUACAAACCCUUAUUUAUAAUUUGUUAGACGUUCCUGCACCUAUAAAAUGUUAGGUUUAUGUGUCAGUAACCUCAAAAUUACCUAUCGAGGGAAUACUCUCGUACACCGGCAAGCAGGGCAGAAUAGUGUAGGAUCAGUUGAUCCUAAAAAGUUUGGAAUUUUAAGCUGCGUGAAGGUCAUGUAAGAAAUGGUAAACGUGCAGCGUGCAACCAUGCAGUUAUGGAUGCACGCCGGAGGUUGCUAAGCACGAAAGAAGCGUAAGAGUCGCACGAGGAGAUAGCCGAGUGCGACUCUAGCUUCUUGAGUGCUUAGCAAACCUCCCGAGUGCAUCCAUAACUCCAUGGUUGCACAGCUGCAACGUUUACCAUUUCUUUUAUAGCAUAAUCAAAAGAGAAAAACAUUAUUUUCCAUUUGCCCUCGUUUGAGUCAUCGGUCCGAGUGGUUGAGUCAUCGGUCCGAGUUCAUGUAUGCUGCCAUCUGCCCGUCCCUUUGAGUUUUUCUUUCGCUGAAUCAACCAUUCUCCAUCUACAGGUACAUUGCAAAACGUUUUUCGUUGUUAUUCUGAAUGGCAUCUGUCUACUUGCUUUUAAUUUUAGGGUAAAAACUUUGAGGGAAAACUAUAGCUGCAACUAUAAACACCAACUACUAAAGACUCUAAAAAAUAAGCUAAAACUAAAGAAAUGAAAUAAUUAUCAAGCUUAUUUAUGUGACAAUGUUUGAAAUAAACGUAAAGUAGAAAUGAGAAAAUUUGACUGUAAUUCCUUAAGAAUAACAGGUAGCACUAAUUUUAAAAAGAAAUUAACCAGCUUUGUAUCGAAAUCUGUGUUGGGAAAUCCAGCUAUGAAAGUCAAACUUGCAACUGAAAUUCGCCAACACACAGCCGGUGCUGAAGCUGCUGUUUUUCGGCCGUUCUCUGAACGACUGUUAUGUGAGUGAAUGAACACGGAGGAACCAAAUAAUACACAGAGAAGUUUUUUUCUGAAAAAUGUAUUUGAAAACCCAAAUCACGGUUUCUGUACUCAAAUGAAAUUCGCUUAUUCCAGCGUAAUGUGCCCGUUUAAACUCAACUAAAAUUUUCAAUCGAUGCGAUGAAAACUUCACAACAAAGCUGUCUCGAAUUUGAGCGUGUUUCCUCAAAUAUUUGCUUGAAUUUAGCAUCAGCUUGACCAAAAAGUCAAUAACACGAUGCUAACUGAUAAAUUUACAUUUCAAACAUACUUUCUAUUCUAUAAAAAAAAAACACACAAAAUGUACCUUAAAUCUUCGCUCGCUCGAUUUUCCUUCAGCCGAUUCUAGCCGCGAGGAAAACAGUGUCAUCCAGGGCAAAUUUGUCACUUCAUCCUUUGUCUUUUUUCCUUCAAAACGACAGCUUAUUAUUUUCUUCGCCAAGAUUUCCGUACAACCCCAUACAUUAAUUAUGCAUACAUUCAUUGUUUAAAGAAAACAAGAGACAGAACAAUACUAAGCCUUUGAGAUUUCAAAUGAUCUUGUGGUAAUUAAAUCACUAAGUGUUUUUAAGUGUAUUACGGUAUUAAGUGUUCUGUAAUGUUUUGUGGGGCCUCGAUUGUGCCGUAUUUCAAGGUCUCCUGAUAUGUGGUCGUGCAUUGUAUGGUUACUUCUGUUCGCUUCGUACAGUUGUCAUCCAACCUUUAUAGCUAUUAUGACAUCCAUUUAGUUUCUGUGGUAGCAAAACUCGCAGACGACCUGAAAACUUUAUGCCAGCGGUUGCUGUAGAAGCUGCGAUAAUAGUUGUUUUUUUUUUAGAUUGACCCCUUAGUUGUUUGUUUGUUUGUUUCUUUUUUUUUUUCAAAAGCAAGAGUCUUCCAGAGCGACUUUUUGUAACGGUUUAAAAUUUCAACAUAGUAUUAGUUUGUUUUCAUAUUCUUGUCAUUUCCAGCAUUGGGUGUAUUUCGAACUAACAAUAGCCUGCUCCCCAGUUGGCUUGAUUAGCUUAAUUAAUGGAUAGAGCGUUGUGUCUAUCGCAAAGGUCAGGGUUCGAUUCCCGGUUAAGCCUGAAUUUUUUAGGUUCUUUUUCAAUCUCUUAAGUUGUCUAUUUCACUGCGAGGAUCAUUCUCAUUUUCAUAUUGUUUUCAGAGUUGUUUUAAUAAACGUUAAAUACUACAGUGGAAGCUACUGAAAUUUACGCGAAAAGAUGUUUUUACAGUUCAUAACACUGGUUAAUAUAGCUGGAAUGUGGAAGUACUUCAAAGGUUAUCUCUUGUGGGCAUAAUUAAGUGUACCAUAGAAGGUUGAAAACAAAUUUUAAUCCAAUGAGAGGGAACUUGUCUUUGCUUUUCUUAAAUGGAGGUGAAUUCACCCCACCACCCACUCCGCCGUAAGUUCAUAAAGAGUAAAACUGUUUGGCACGUGCAUAGGUAGGAAAUUCUCUUCAAUGAGAAGUAGACAGUGAAGAAUUUCACUCAGCGAGAACACAUGCUCUUCGCGUUUUUCACCACGCUCAUUUUUCCCCUUCUUAACCCACUUUUGAACGCUCGCCAUGCCGGCGACAGUUUUGGAGCACGUGAAAACGUUUUUUAAGCUAAAGCUACCUUCGUUUUUUAAUGUAUCCAAUAACUAAUGGAGAUAAUUUAAAACAAACCAAAUUAAAUGGGGCUUUUAUUGUUUACUAGGUCAACGUUUGCCAUACCCAACCGAUGUCGUAGAGAAGAUCCGUCAGCUCUACAGAACACGUGAACAACGCCUUCUGCCUGUCCCUUGGUUGGACGAGUUUAGCUUUCAUAUCAAUGAUAUUUUUACCAGAUUAAAAAUCUUGGGCAAAGAAAAAACCCAAGGAGUACUUACUGACGAUAUAACCAAUAUGACUGCUAUCUUUAAGGCGCACGCAGAAUGCCAAAGGCCGCGAACAGUCUUGAUCGAAGGAGAUCCUGGUAUGGGAAAAACUACGUAUUGUCAGAAGCUGGCUUAUGAUUGGGCAACUAAGCAGAACGAUUGGGACCCGUGUUUUCCAGAGAUUGAAGUGCUACUGCUUCUUAAAUGUCACGAAAUUAAAUCUAACAUCUGGAAAGCUAUUGAUUAUCAAAUUCUCCCUGAGGAAAUGGACACCCAAGCUAAGGAAUGCUUCUUUAAAUUCAUUCGUGAAAAUCAGUCCAAGGUUCUUUUAGUUCUCGAUGGACUAGACGAAGCGCCUAUUCGUAAGCUCAAAAUGUUCUCUAACCUCAUUGAAAGUAAAGAACUCUCAGGUUGUUACAUUGUUUUCACAUCUCGUCAUGAGGCUGGAAGGAAUGCAAGGCGUUACUGUGACAUUCUGUGGGAGAUUGUAGGAUUUACCCAAAAAGAUGCAGAAAGCUUUAUUUAUAAAUACUUUAAAAACGUCAACAAAGAGCAUUUGGCCAGGAAGCUUGUAAAAACGCUAUGGUCCCGGUCAUUUGAGUCAGGACAACCUAACGAUCUGCGCGAUUUGACUAAAAAUCCUUUAAACACUGCUUUACUUUGUGUUAUCUGGGAGGAUUUAAAGGGCGUGUUUCCAACGAGCAGAACUGAAUUGUACAUUGAGAUUGUUCUUUUUGUUUUGAGAAGAUAUGAACAAAAGCAAGGACUACCGAGCGAGAAUGAAGACCUCUUGUCCGUCUACAAUAGACUUGAUAUAUCUCGGAAGAAUGGCGUUGGAGUCUCUUCAAAACGGAGAGUUGUGUUUUGA